UCAAAUGAUUCCGUUCACACAUAACUGUAAACAUCAUAACAAAAUUUAUCGUCAAAAUACUAUCAAUAGUGUCCUACCCUAAACAAACAACUUCACGCAGUUUUUCGGUGUUUUCCCGACGCGUAGGUGAAAAAUGCAGUAAUAAGCCAGUCGAUUUUACUACAAUGACAGUGACCAAUCGACGAAUUCCGCGGCUCUCAAACCAUCGAGCCCAUCUACCCCAUCAGCAUUUCCCACAUCCGACUGGUGCUGGUGGUGGCGGUGCCCUAGGAGCAGGAGCGAACAUCGGUGUGGCCGGUAUUAACGGUGAUGAACUGCCACACGGUGGUGCAGCCAUCAUCAAUGGGGACGAGGAUGGACAGUUUACCUUUGGGACACCUUUUCCGAAACAUGUACCCUUUCCCAAUGUGGAACACAGCUCGGAGCUGCUGAAUGAGUUUCUUAUUUUCGGAUUUACGAUCAUUGCUAGUGCAACGCAGUUUCUGCAUCUGUAUCGAACGGUUUGGUGGCUUCCGAAUUCUUAUACCCGACAGGCCGUGAAUUUCUAUCUGAUUGACUGGGAUUUAGCUAUUUUUAUCUACGUUAUGGCCAGCCGCCGCUUACUCUACUGUUGCAUACUCAAACUUAUUGAUCUGAACUGCCCGGAGUCGUACGUAGAAAUUAGCAAGAAAAUCGCAAAGUACAUAUUUUUAGCUUGCGUUCUGAUCUCAUUCGUCGGUUGUGGCAUUCAGAUAUUCCAGAAAAACAGUUACCUUUAUCUGUUUUGUUUGUCGUAUCCAUUUGUACUGUAUCUGACCAUUUUCGGUUUCAACCUGGAGCAGUUUCUACGUACGAUCGUUGACACUGAAGUGAACUGCAUCAAUGGAAUGCCCGUGCACAGUUGUUCCUCUAAUGCAAUUGCCGUUCGAUCUGAAAUCGACGCACUGAAGACGGAUUUCAACAAUCGGUUCAAGCAAAUCAUCUUCACUUCGGUGCUGAAUGCUUACUAUUCCGGCUUUGUGCCGUGUGUGUUAGUCCCGAAGCAUCUCUAUUACGAUAUAUUUUGGGCGACACAGCAUUUAGGUUUUAUUUUCAUCGGAGGUUUCACAAUGUGCGUUGCAUAUUGCUUCCCAGUUAAGUACUGCGAUGUGUUCCAUAGGGCGGCAUUGCACUUGGGACAGUGGAAUCGGAUGACCCAUCGGACGCAUCAUCCACCACCGUACGCUUGGUCUAAGACAACUAUUUUUCCCUAUGGAGCAUAUGUGAAACAUAUGGGAGAGAUCUAUAGAGCGUCCGGGUACUGUACUUCAGCCAUUCCGGCUAAUAACAGUCAUCUAAGGUUUUAUGCCAUAUUCAAGAACCCCGCUUUAAUCUACAUGGUUUUGUUUGGGGUCCAAGUGGUAUUGGUUGUCCUACAGCUGCUGAUUCUGUGUUUGUCACGCGAAUGGCACAACCUUAUCUCGCUUGGUUUCCUAUUGUUGGCAAAUUAUUUCACGCUGUUCAAAAUUUCUCGCGACUACAUGAUUGCGAAACGAAUAUACGCUGGAGAAAAUGCAAUCAACGACAAGUUCAAAGCGCAGUAG
Molecule: messenger RNA, 1562 nt
Organism: Topomyia yanbarensis
Lineage: Eukaryota; Metazoa; Arthropoda; Insecta; Diptera; Culicidae
Product: transmembrane protein 39A
Exons: 3
Coding region: 165-1562 (465 amino acids)
Cellular component (GO): membrane
Source: RefSeq, a predicted model, not a curated record